CGCUCCCCGGGAGCGCCUGGCGGGGCCGCUGGGCCGAGGGGGCCGCCGGCGGGGCUGGCGGGCGGGGGGCUUCCUGCGGGCCCGGGGGGCGCCGGCGGCCGGCGCGGGCACGGCGGGCCGGGCAGGGGCGAGGGGCGCCGGGUCCUACCCUAGAAGCAGCUGGCACAUCCACGCCUGAAAUGCGGCGCUCAGUCCUGGUCAGGAACCCAGGCCACAAAGGCCUGAGACCGGUUUAUGAAGAGCUCGACUCUGACUCUGAGGACCUGGACCCCAAUCCCGAGGAUCUGGACCCAGUUUCUGAAGACCCAGAGCCUGAUCCAGAAGACCUCAACACUGUCUCGGAAGACGUGGACCCCAACUAUGAAGAUCUGGAGCCCAUCUCCGAGGAUCUGGACCCCGACGCCGAAGCUCUGGGCUCGGAACCCCAAGAUCCCGACCCCAUGUCUUCGAGUUUCGACCUCGAUCCAGAUGUGAUUGGCCCGGUACCCCUGGUUCUCGAUCCUAACAGCGACACCCUCAGCCCCGGCGAUCCAAACGUGGACCCCAUCUCCUCUGACCUCACUGCCACCCCCCAGGUCUUGGCCACCAGCCCCGCGGUGCUCCCCGCCCCCGCCAGCCCUCCCCGGCCCUUCUCCUGCCCGGAUUGCGGGCGAGCCUUCCGCCGCAGCUCGGGGCUGAGCCAGCAUCGCCGCACCCACAGCGGCGAGAAGCCGUACCGCUGCCCCGACUGCGGGAAGUCCUUCAGCCACGGUGCCACCCUGGCGCAGCAUCGUGGCAUUCACACCGGGGCGCGGCCGUACCAGUGCGCGGCCUGCGGGAAGGCCUUCGGCUGGCGCUCCACGCUGCUGAAACAUCGCAGCAGCCACAGCGGGGAGAAGCCGCACCACUGCCCCGUGUGCGGCAAGGCCUUCGGGCAUGGCUCGCUCCUGGCGCAGCACCUGCGCACGCACGGCGGCCCGCGGCCCCACAAGUGCCCGGUGUGCGCCAAGGGCUUUGGCCAGGGCUCGGCGCUGCUGAAACACCUGCGCACACACACAGGCGAGCGGCCUUACCCGUGCCCGCAGUGCGGCAAGGCCUUCGGGCAGAGCUCGGCUCUGCUGCAGCACCAGCGCACGCACACCGCCGAGCGCCCCUACCGCUGUCCGCACUGCGGCAAGGCCUUCGGGCAGAGCUCCAACUUGCAACACCACCUGCGCAUCCACACGGGUGAGCGGCCCUACGCCUGCCCGCACUGCUCUAAGGCCUUCGGGCAGAGCUCAGCGCUGCUCCAGCACCUGCACGUGCAUUCGGGCGAGCGUCCCUAUCGCUGUCAGCUCUGCGGGAAGGCCUUCGGCCAGGCCUCCAGCCUCACCAAGCACAAACGGGUGCAUGAGGGCGCGGCCGCUGCUGCCGCUGCGGCGGCUGCUGCAGCGGCAGCAGCUGCCGCAGGCCUGGGCCUCGCGCCUGGCCUCAGCCCUGUAUCCAUGAUGAGGCCGGGGCAGGUCUCCCUCCGGGAUCCUGAUGCUGUUUCUGUGCUUGGCUCUGGCUUGGGCCUCAGCCCUGGCACCAGCUCUGGCCGCAGCCCUGACCCCGGCUCUGGGCCGGGCACUCCACCCGAUCCCAGCUCCAAACCCCUCCCAGGCUCCAGAUCCACCCCCAGCCCUACUCCUGUGGAAUCGUCUGAUCCCAAGCCUGGGCAGGAUGCUGGUCCUGACCUUGUGCCCAGCCCAGACCCUGAUCCUGUGCCCAGCCCUGACCCCGACACUGUGUCCCACAGUGACCCCUGCUCUCCCUCUGGUGGCACUGUCAGCCCAGCACUCCCUACCGGCGAGAGUCCAGAGGGGAUACAGGAGCAAGGGGCACUGCUGGGGCCUGAUGGCUGAAGGGGACGCCAGCAUCCUUGGGGGCCUGGGGAAAUUGUGUGUUGUGCAGUUAGUAAAAUCCUCCCACUGCCUCCGG
Messenger RNA from Cebus imitator (Panamanian white-faced capuchin), 1938 nucleotides. It is a transcript of the gene ZNF358, whose product is annotated as zinc finger protein 358. The transcript is spliced from 2 exons. Lineage: Eukaryota; Metazoa; Chordata; Mammalia; Primates; Cebidae. The record is from RefSeq and is a predicted model, not a curated record. Gene Ontology annotation, cellular component: nucleus. The coding region runs from base 180 to 1862 and encodes 560 amino acids.